AUGUCUCUCCAAAACUAUGUCAACAAGAAGGUCCUGGUAUUGACCAGCGAUUCAAGAACGCUGGUGGGAAUGCUGCUUUCAUGCGACCAGAUGACAAAUUUGGUGCUGUCACAAACUACAGAACGCAUUAUACGACCACCAGAUGAUCCAGAACCGUCGAGUGAGGUUCCCCAUGGGCUGUAUUUGAUUAGAGGGGACAAUGUGGUUGUCGUUGGCCUAGUGGAUGAGGAAUUAGAUGACAGUAUCAACUGGCUGGCAGUUAGAGGAGCUGUUGUUGGGGGAGUCAAGCAUUCAUGAUGAGCAAUACAGAGUGAUGUUGUGGAAAUGGAGGGAAGAAUACCAACAAGCAAUGUUGCAUAUCUGGCGUUGGGAAGAAAUCACAGAUCAGCGCAAGGCCCAAAUCUUGUAAUUGGUCGAAUAUUUGCUCGGGCAGCUUGGGAAAGCUUGUUAUAGUCAGUAUCGCGUGUAGAAAUGCGAAGCCCUUAGUGAUUUUGAAAAUAAGAGUCUUGGACUACAAGACCUCUAGAGUUCCCAACUUUGAUUCUGCAUGCUUCGUCUUUCUGUGAAGCAAGGGC
Hyaloscypha bicolor E is the source of this 575-nucleotide messenger RNA. RefSeq names its product LSM-domain-containing protein. Bases 1 to 297 code for a protein of 98 amino acids. The record is from RefSeq and is a predicted model, not a curated record. Gene Ontology annotation, cellular component: U6 snRNP; U4/U6 x U5 tri-snRNP complex; precatalytic spliceosome. Gene Ontology annotation, molecular function: RNA binding. NCBI's taxonomy places the organism in Eukaryota, Fungi, Ascomycota, Leotiomycetes, Helotiales, Hyaloscyphaceae. The transcript has 3 exons. Gene Ontology annotation, biological process: mRNA splicing, via spliceosome.